CAAAUUAGAGGCAAUUAAGAAUUCAACCCAAAAAAUUUAUCAUUCGAUUAAUCCAAAUCACUUCCAAAUUAAAGUCAUGGAUGUUCAACAAGAGGAAUUUCAAUCCCUGGGAUUUUUGGGCAUCUUCAAAAAAUCAUUCAAAAUUAUUGUGUCAUGGCCUAAAAUCUUUUUCCAAAUCACCCUUGCUUUUAUUUUGCCUCAAUAUUGUCUUUUCUUUGCCAAUGAUGGAAUUUCUAAAUUUCUCAUUAACAAGAUCACUCAUGACUCCACCUUGUCCAUGAUCAACCAAGAUGGUUCUCCGUCUUUAAACAAUGUUUCUAACUCGACCUCCUCAGAAUGGGCUAUCUAUUCGAUUAUAAACGUGGUUUAUGUUAUAUUGUCUGUAUGUUUAAAUCUAUUCACAGUCUCAGCUGUCGUCUAUACAGUUGCUUGCAUAUACACAGGCAAGGAUUUCACCUUUAAAAAGGUCGUGAGUGUGGUUCCAAAGGUAUGGAAACAACUCAUGAUGACUCUUCUAUGCGUUUUUUGCAUAAUGUUUACCUACACUUUAAUGCUUACCAUAAUAGCAAUUGUGUUCAUCACGGUGUUUUACGUGGGCGGUGGACAGGUGGGGUUAGGAAUGGGCAUAAUAGGGUUCAUCUUUGCCAUUUUAGCCUUGGUGGGAUUCCUUAUCAUGGUUAUAGUAUGGCAAUUGGCUAAUGUUGUUUCAAUAUUAGAGAAGUAUUAUUGGUUUGAAGCCUUGAAAAAGAGUAGAGAAUUGAUCAAGGGCAAAAUGGGAACUUCAUUUGCCAUACUUUUUGUGCUAAACCUUGUUACAAUGCCAUUUGUGGUAUUGGUACAAAAAUAUUAUGGGUUUGGAAUUAUAGAGAGAAUUUGUUUUGGAUACAUAAGUAUAGUAUUGUUAGGGAGUUUGAUUACCCUUUAUGGUCUUGUUGUCCAAACAGUUUUCUAUUUUGUGUGCAAAUCAUAUCACCAUGAAAGUAUUGACAAAUUCUCAUUGGCUAAACAUCUUGAUGAGUACCUUGGGGAAAAUGUGCCUUUGAAGGAUGAAGCUGUGUGAGUUAAGGAUCUUCAUUCAAGUAUAACAAGAAGCCAAGAAGGCCGAGCUUAUCGAUGAUUUAUAUACGGGUUGUGUUUGUGUAAUAAUAUAAAAUUUUGGUUUAAAUAUGUUGUACAAGAUGUGUAUCAAUGUAUGUGUUUCUGACAAAAAAAUUGUGUAAGUUAUUGUGUUUGAAUUCAUUUUGCAUAAAAGAGUGCACUUAAUAAAAGUUGUUGCUUCAAUUAAAAAAGAGUGCACGUACAA
Messenger RNA from Chenopodium quinoa (quinoa), 1303 nucleotides. RefSeq lists its product as uncharacterized. The record is from RefSeq and is a predicted model, not a curated record. The transcript has a single exon. The coding region runs from base 77 to 1060 and encodes 327 amino acids. NCBI's taxonomy places the organism in Eukaryota, Viridiplantae, Streptophyta, Magnoliopsida, Caryophyllales, Amaranthaceae.